CUUUGUUGCGUUGGUACUUUUGCAAAAUGGCUAGAGCUGAAGAUUACUCUACUAGGCACCGUCUGGCUCUUGUUGCCUUGGGGAUAUUUUCAGCACUGACCACUGCUGGAGUUAUCUUUGGGUUCCAAGCUCUUCGUCCGGCGCUCAUUGAUAGCCAUGUGUAUGAGGACCUAUGCUCUCCCGCCGAGGACAAGCCGUGCAAUGCACAAGUGCUUCGUCUCAACCUUAUGUUUGCAAUUGCUUCAACCGGUGCCAACCUUGCUUCACUGCCUAUCGGAAUGAUUCUCGACAAAUACGGACCCCGUGCAACGAUGCUGUUAGGAAGCGGACUAUUUUUGCUUGGGUCAAUAUUAUUUGGGUGUAGCAACCCAAACUUUGACGGUUACAUAAUAGGAUACUUACUUUUGGGCGUCGGCGGGCCUUUCUGUUUCAUCGCGAGCCUUCAUAUUAGCCUUACCUUUCCCUCGCAUUCCGGAAAGAUAAUGGCUGCGCUCACAGGUGCUUUUGAUGCUUCCAGCAUCAUCUAUCUCAUCUUUGCGGACCUUUACAAGGCCCUUGGUGGUUCCAUACAAAGAUAUUUUGCAGCCUACAGCGUUGUUCCAAUAGUGAUUGUCAUCGCUACCCUGCUGCUAAUGCCAAAAUCUUCAUUCGGCAAGCAUCAAGAAGAAGGUGGCGAAAGUGAGAUCGAAACGGACGAAGGACAACCUUUAUUGGCUCCGACUGUGGCAACCGAAAAUGCCACAGAGCUUUUCUGGAAACAAUUUAAAAGCCCGGAAUUUUGGGGUAUCACCUCCACAAUAUGUCUCUUUAUGCUCAGAUUAAAUUUCUAUAUUUCGUCCAUAAAGGAGCAGUUAUUGGAUUUGUCAAGAACUCCUGCCGAUCUUGACGAGGUUGAUCGAAUAGUAUCCUACUUCAAUGUGGCACUUCCCCUGGCUGGUUUGGUGUCUAUUCCAGCCGUUGGACACCUCUUGGACAACUUCUCGUUCAAGAUCAGCUUUGUGGUUCUAUGGAUAUUCGGAUUAUCAUUUGGGAUUCUAUCCCUGGUUCCAAAUGUACCUUUGCAGUACCUCUCAGUCGCCAUAUUUGUGCUAAAGCGACCUCUACUGUACACGAUUGGAAACGAUUUUUGUGCCAAGACGUUCGGUUUUGUUACGUUCGGACGGCUUUACGGUAUCAUGAAUGUUCUCGCGGGACUCUUUUCGAUGCUGCAGUACCUGUUCAAUUAUGUGGCUCUCGAUUUGAUGAACGGACAUUUCUGGGCGGUCAAUCUGUCCCUAACCGUCGUGACCGGCCUGCUUCUAAUUUUCCCGAUUUAUCUUGGUUUGCGACAGCAGUCAGUCUAACUUUGUUAGUGGCGUAGAUCGAUCGAAUUCCUAUUCUCACUUCUAGUAGACUUAGUGGGAGGGCCGCUUCAGACCUGUAGUUUGGACGUAAGCUAAGAACACAGACGCCGGAUGCGCCAGAACAGCAUUAUACUAUUUACAAGACAUAAUCUAAGCUACUUCCGUUUUUUUGCGCUUCCC
This is a messenger RNA of Spizellomyces punctatus DAOM BR117, 1523 nucleotides long. RefSeq lists its product as uncharacterized. The transcript has 12 exons. Gene Ontology annotation, biological process: transmembrane transport. The coding region runs from base 27 to 1343 and encodes 438 amino acids. NCBI's taxonomy places the organism in Eukaryota, Fungi, Chytridiomycota, Chytridiomycetes, Spizellomycetales, Spizellomycetaceae. Gene Ontology annotation, molecular function: transmembrane transporter activity. The record is from RefSeq and is a predicted model, not a curated record. Gene Ontology annotation, cellular component: fungal-type vacuole membrane.